Molecule: messenger RNA, 805 nt
Organism: Musa acuminata AAA Group (dessert banana)
Lineage: Eukaryota; Viridiplantae; Streptophyta; Magnoliopsida; Zingiberales; Musaceae
Product: universal stress protein PHOS32
Exons: 4
Coding region: 42-554 (170 amino acids)
Source: RefSeq, a predicted model, not a curated record
CACUGUUCUGUUAGUUUCGGUCCCUUCGAGAAGAGUGCAAAAUGGCUACGGAGGCGGAGGCUGCAGCGUCGGUGGUGGGGAAGUCGGUGAUGGUGGUGGGGAUCGACGACAGCGAGCACAGCUUCUACGCGCUCCAAUGGACCCUGCUCCACUUCUUCUCCCCCGCUGCCGGUUCCAGUUCGCCGUUUAAGCUCGUCGUCGUGAGCGCCAAGCCCACGCCCACCUCCGUCAUCGGCCUCGCCGGUCCCGGAGCCGCUGACGUGCUACCGUUUGUGGAGUCGGAUCUGAGGAAGAUAUCGUUGCGGGUGAUCGAGAAAGCCAAGGAGAUCUGCACUUCCCAUUCGGUGGCUGACGUUGAGUUUGAAGUGGUCGAAGGAGAUGCUAGAAAUGUUCUCUGCGAGGCUGUGGAAAAACACCAUGCAGAAAUAUUGGUCGUGGGAAGCCAUGGAUAUGGAGCGAUUAAAAGGACUGUCUUGGGUAGCGUGAGUGAUUACUGUGCACACCAUGCACAUUGUACCGUGAUGAUAGUGAAAAAGCCUAAGCCAAAGCACUAACUUAUCUCAAUCGUUGCAGAGAUUGAACACAUGUUUGGCUGUCCCAUUUCACAUUGUAGCAAAAAAUUCUUAAGCUAUGGAUUGAAAGUAGAACUUCCAACUACAUGACUUGAUUUCUGUAAGUGUAAUAAGCACUAUUUGCAGGGUGCAGAUUGUUUUUCUGCCUGAACCAUCUGUGUCGGUUGUCUGGAUGAUCUAUUAAUUUUAGUUUAGUGUGCUUAAUGCAUUAUUUGCAAAUAAUGCUUGGAAUA